GAUUCGCUAACAGUCGAGUGUCAGUGCAAAAAAGCAUACGAGAUGGUCGUUUCGUACAUGUUGGUGAAGGCUACGCUGUUGCUGCUCUACUUGGCCACCGCUUUGGCGUACAUAUUGAACGAUGGGUCCAAUACGAGAUCUCUACCUUCCAACUGUGUGGAGGCAGUGCGCUUUGCAGGUUCGAACGCUAAAAGCGACAUCUACCAAAUACGCUUACCGUUAAAGGGUUGGGAAGAUCGACCCUUCUACGUUUACUGUUUACUCGAUGGCAAUGGUGGUGAGCCCUGGUUGUUGGUGCACCGUAGACAGAGCGGACACAUCGACUUCAAUCGCAACUGGAAUGAUUAUAAAGUUGGCUUCGGAAACUUGGAGACAAAUUUCUGGAUUGGUCUGGAUAAACUGCAUGCGCUCACACAAGUGCAACUCAAUGAGCUACAAAUCGAAUUGCAUGAUUUCAAGGAUACCGUUAAGUACGCCCACUAUGAUAGUUUCGCGGUAGGCGGGGAAAACGAAAAAUACGCUUUGAAUAUUUUGGGAAAAUAUUCUGGAAGUGCAGGCGAUUCCUUGCUCGGAUAUCAUGAUGGCCAAAAGUUCAGUACAUACGACCAGGAUAACGAUAAUACGACUGCGAAUUGUGCGGAGUAUUUCAAAGGUGGCUGGUGGUACAAUAGGUGCCUCUUUGGUAACCUAAAUGGCGAUUAUCUGAACAGCACUCAGACAUCAAAUUGGAGAGGUAUCAUCUGGGAUUCAUGGCACGGUCAUUUUUAUUCGUUGAAAUAUACGCACAUGGCUAUAAGGCCAAGAUAUAGUGCUGACAUAAGUGUAGAAAGAUGUUGAAAUGAUAAAUGAAGACUAAUUCAAAAGUCGUAACUCAUUUCGUUUAACAUUUAACAGAAAUUAAAUGAAAUAAUUAAUAAACAAAUAAAUUAUUCGUUGAUCAUGUUGCUGAUGUUUGGCUGAAAGAGAUAUAUUCUUUCUACUUCUGUUUUUAGCAGAUCCGAGAGUGUUCUCGAAAUAAAUCAAAAAAUCAAAUGCA
Molecule: messenger RNA, 1036 nt
Organism: Zeugodacus cucurbitae (melon fly)
Lineage: Eukaryota; Metazoa; Arthropoda; Insecta; Diptera; Tephritidae
Product: microfibril-associated glycoprotein 4-like
Exons: 2
Coding region: 43-837 (264 amino acids)
Source: RefSeq, a predicted model, not a curated record